GGCUCUCAUUGCGUUUUCUGUGCAGUACUGCGUGUGUGUGUGUGGAAGCCGCGUUUGUCGGCUACUGAAGUCUGCCUCUAGAUUUUAGCGGGUCGUGUCGGCUGUUUUCCAACUAUUAUUUGUUGACUGGCGAUCCCGGGCCAGUGUGCCAUGCUGUGCUACUUGUUCUUGAUGGCGAUUCUUGGCGAGGUUACAGUGGGAGACCCGUUGUCGUGCCCUGUUGUCGACGACACGGGCGCUACCUUGUGCUGCCAGUCACGCAACACAGAUGGUGCAGGAAAAUUGGCUGGAGGCGAGGAGUGCGUGCAGUAUCUUCCCCGUGAGUCCCUGAGGCUGGCAAAAAGUGCCUUGUCUAAAGAGGAAUAUCUAGCACUUGAGGAACGCUUUAAGGAAACUCCUAAAGUAGACAGGUCUGAAGACUGUUGCUGUAGAGAGGAUAGAAAUCUCACGCUGCCCGUAAUCGCCACUACACCUGCCGGAGAGAACUUCACAGUGGUGCAAGACAUACAUGGGUAUAUGCAACCUGUCUUGGCGGGUUUUUGUACACAGCACACCUGCUCCCUCCCUGGCCCUCGCUCGGAGACAGUAGAAUGCUUCCAGAAAAUGAAAAUGCAAGAUCUGUAUGCCGAAGACCCGUUAAAUUCCAGUGUACUGAGACUGGUGAAGGCCUUGGUACCAAGUGGGUGUCAGUGUCGUGUGUCUGGUAAAGACCCAAAGUCUGAAUUAGAGACUGUAACACAGGAAGACGACGACGCUGCCACAACUAUUAUUACCGAAGGACAAUCUUGGGAAGAUCUGCCCUCACUGUUUCAGAUCUCGGAUAUAAGUUCUUGGAUAAACCAAUUGUUUAGGUCGUCUCCCUCGCUCGGCGAACCAUCGCCCAACACGCAUGGAAAUAAACUGGUAACGUCAAGCGUAGCAACGAAUGGUUUGGCGGGCGGCGUUACCCGUGAUGAUGAGCCUGCUGGUGACCCGGUGACCACCCCACACACUGUGGCUACUGAUUAUACAACCCACGAGUCUGACCCCUAUAAUCUGGAGAUGACGAGACAUAAACCUACUGAAGAUCUGGAAGAUAGUGCUUACUUCACCGUUGGCGACUUUGAACAGUAUCUCAAGAAUUCAGAUACUGUUAAAACUGAUAAAUUUGUUCGGGAAGAUGAACUAUCAACAAAGAUGCCCGUCAACAUUGCACCACUAGUGCUAAACGCGCCAAAUCCCUCUUCCCCGACGCCAGAAACUCGGGCAAUGAUUGUACAGAUGAUGAAUAUUAAUAUAGAGAAAUUAAAAAUUAUAAAAGAUUUAGUAAAUAUGGCACAUGAGAAAGCGCCAUUGCCAUCUUUGCAUGUACCAGAUGGAGCAGACAGCAGUGGCGAGGCGGCGCCUCUCAUUGUCAGCAAGGAAGGAAAUUGGCACAAAAAAUUAAAGAUGACGGAUAAUAAAAUAACCGAGAGAGAUAAUUAUGAUCCUUUGCACAUAAAUCUUUCAAACAAAUUGAAAGGUCAUUCCGUUACUUUAAUUGCGAAUUAUAUUUUGCAAGAGAUGUGGCAAGAUUCCUCUUGCACGGUGCCAGAGAAUAUCCCUCAGUUGAGUUUGACCGAAGAUAUUGCGUGGGCGUCUGGUGUGGAGGAUAACAUGGCUUCCUUAGCUGGGGUUCUGGUCACGGCGAUAUGCAGCUGCUACCGGGUGGACCUCCACGCUGACCUCCUGGAUGGAACCCUGGCCAAGAUAGUGAUGGUCAGCGUCAAGGCGGCCACCCUCGUCAAGGACCACUUGGCACAGCUUGAUAAGGUGAUGCAGUCCGUCGUCGGCUCGGUGGAGACGCAGCAGAGCGUGGCGCUCCUCAGAUGGGCAUCUGGGAGAGCUGUUCAGCGGGUACCCAAAGUCACCACUUCACCCCCUCCCUCUACGACUGGCAAGAAGACCAAGAGUAAAACUUCGACACGUUCAACACAGAAAGAGGUCACAAGCGUGACGCCUUCGUCAUCGCCCGGUAUUCUGAAGGAUGAGAGAACCGAAGUAUUCGGCACAAUUGGGACAGCUAAUGGGACUAAAACAGAGGGAACUAAUGUAACUAAAGAAAUAUAUCGGUCCACUGAAACUAGCAUGAGAAGAACCACUCGAGGAACAGAAGUAAAGGUUAACGGCACAAGGGAUGGCUCCACCACCGCCACAACCGUGGAAACAGAGGCCGGUAAUUAUGAGAAAAAGGGAGCUGCAUCAAUGGUAGAUGUUGUGACUGGGAGCACGGCGGGUGUGACUGGGGGCAUCGAGGGUGUGACUGGGAGCACGGAGAUUGUGACUGGGAGCACGGAGGUUGUGACUGGGAGCACGGAGGUUGUGACUGGGAGCACGGAGGUUGUGACUGGGAGCACGGAGGGUGAGAUUGUAGGUACGGAGGGUGAGAUUGUAGGUACGGAGGGUGAGAUUGUAGGUACGGAGGGUGAGAUUGUAGGUACGGAGGGUGAGAUUGUAGGUACGGAGGGUGAGAUUGUAGGUACGGAGGGUGAGAUUGUAGGUACGGAGGGUGAGAUUGUAGGUACGGAGGGUGAGAUUGUAGGUACGGAGGGUGAGAUUGUAGGUACGGAGGGUGAGAUUGUAGGUACGGAGGGUGAGAUUGUAGGUACGGAGGGUGAGAUUGUAGGUACGGAGGGUGAGAUUGUAGGUACGGAGGGUGAGAUUGUAGGUACGGAGGGUGAGAUUGUAGGUACGGAGGGUGAGAUUGUAGGUACGGAGGGUGAGAUUGUAGGUACGGAGGGUGAGAUUGUAGGUACGGAGGGUGAGAUUGUAGGUACGGAGGGUGAGAUUGUAGGUACGGAGGGUGAGAUUGUAGGUACGGAGGGUGAGAUUGUAGGUACGGAGGGUGAGAUUGUAGGUACGGAGGGCGUGACUUGGAGCACAGAGAGUGAGACUGUGACUGGGAGCAAGGAGGGUGAGACUGGGGGCACGGCGGGUGAGAUUGGGAGCACGGCGGGUGAGACUUGGGGCACGGCGGGUGAGACUUGGAGCACGGCGGGUGAGACUUGGGGCACGGCGGGUGAGACUUGGAGCACGGCGGGUGAGACUGGGAGCACGGCGGGUGAGACUUUGUUCAUGGAUGCUGUGCCUUGGGGCAUGGAUGUUGAGCCUUGGGGCAUGGAUGUUGAGCCUUGGGGCAUGGAGGUUGAGCCUUGGGGCAUGGAGGUUGAGACUUGGGGCAUGGAGGGUGCGACUGGGAGCACGGCGGUUGAAACUGGCAGCACGGCGGUUGAGACUGGGAGCACGGCGGGUGAGACUUGGGGCAUGGAGGGUGCGACUGGGAGCACGGCGGUUGAGACUGGGAGCACGGCGGGUGAGACUUGGGGCAUGGAGGGUGCGACUGGGAGCACCGUGCCACAGCCAGAUUGGGUAGCAGCAGCACCAGCAACAGCAUGGUCAACAGAAGAUAAUAUAAGCACGCUCACCAGUUCUGAAGUUUUACAUGCGGAACCGUUAUUCACUCCCACGCCGCGGCCGCGGCCGACAAGCAUGUGGACCACCAUUGGUAAACACAACCUAGAGGAAUAUAUGCCUGCGCCCUUUGGCAUAGAUGUACUUUCACAAAUUAUGUUCUCAAAGUUGAAAAAUUGAAACUUUUUAAAUUUUAGUGAAAACCGAUAAGAACCUUCCUGAACCAAUUACGUAGGAUUUAAGAUUAUUGUAAACUAUAUACCAAUGUAGUACAAGAAUGUAGGAACUUUUGUAUAUAUAAAUAAAUAAAUAAAUGCAAAAUUAAAUUUUGUUCUAGUGUAGGCCUACUACUAGAACAGAUUUAAAUUUUAUAAAAAAAAUUUAGGUUAAUAUGAAAAAUCGGUUUAUUAAAAUUUUCUUCAACUUCUAAUAA
Messenger RNA from Procambarus clarkii (red swamp crayfish), 3862 nucleotides. The record is from RefSeq and is a predicted model, not a curated record. NCBI's taxonomy places the organism in Eukaryota, Metazoa, Arthropoda, Malacostraca, Decapoda, Cambaridae.